This is a messenger RNA of Anarrhichthys ocellatus (wolf-eel), 4014 nucleotides long. RefSeq lists its product as uncharacterized. The transcript is spliced from 18 exons. The record is from RefSeq and is a predicted model, not a curated record. Bases 1 to 4014 code for a protein of 1337 amino acids. Gene Ontology annotation, biological process: homophilic cell-cell adhesion; axon guidance; dendrite self-avoidance. NCBI's taxonomy places the organism in Eukaryota, Metazoa, Chordata, Actinopteri, Perciformes, Anarhichadidae. Gene Ontology annotation, cellular component: plasma membrane; axon. Gene Ontology annotation, molecular function: cell-cell adhesion mediator activity.
AUGUUCUCCAUCUUGCAAGCCAGCACAGUUUUAUGGUUGAUUUCUCAGCUUUCACGCUGCAGCUCAGCCUAUGAGCUCCAGGAUACCAUCCACACUCUGAAAGAAGAGAACCUCCACCUGCAGCACCGACUGGAGAACCUCACCCGGGCUCUCAGGGACUUGAAACAUCUGCUGACAGGUUUGGAGGAUGUUUUCUUCAGUCCACAGGACCAGACAGUCAGAGAAGGAGAGGGAGUUUUCUUCCAGUGUGUGUCAGGGGAAAGUUCACCUCCUGCGAGCAUCACCUGGCUCAAAGAUGGAACACUGGUCACAAGAGGUAGACACAUUCAGGGUGAGUAUGGAGGUGGUAACCAGAAGAAGACCUCAGGUACUCUGCAUCUUUUCCACGUAACAUUAGAGGACGACGGGAUGUACGUAUGUGUCACACACAGUCCUUCACUGAACAUCAGCAAGAAAAGCAGCCCAGCCAAACUCACUGUGCAGAGUGUCCCUAGAAGGCUGCAGAUCAUCCAGGGCCCUGACAACAUCACUGUUGCUAUGGGAAUAGAGGUCUCCAUGCACUGUGCCGUCCGUGGCUUCCCUGUUCCCAUGGUGCACUGGUUCAAAGACGGCUACCUCCUGUCGAACCGCUCGUCCUCGUUCGGCCUCCAGAACAAUGGACAGCUGCUCACAUUCAGGAACGUGACUAGGGAGAAUGAGGGCUCGUAUCACUGUGAAGCAUCCAACCAGAGAGAGUCCAUCAAGUCCCAGCCAGCCUCCCUACUUCCAGCCGAAAUGGACUGGAGUUUCAUCCAGCAGCCCAUCAACCUGACGGUGAAGAGCGGAGAAAAUGUUACAGUCACCUGCAGGCCUCCAUACAGCCGACCAGCAGCUCAGGUGUCCUGGUUCAAAAACAACCGACUUCUCGCCCCCACAGCUCACGGGACGGUGCUGCCCAGUGGAGACCUCUUCUUCCACAGUGUACAGGAGUACGACAAUGGGAGCUACUUCUGCAGGGCCUCCAACAUCCACCUUCAAAGAUUUAUCACUUCCAGAAGAGCAACUCUGACUGUGCUGGCCCCUCCAUCAGUGAAAAUGUGGCCCCAGGUUGUGACGGUGUCUGUGGGUGCUCGGGUGGUGCUGGAGUGUCAGGUGUCCGGUAACCCUUCACCCUCCAUUAGCUGGAUGAAGAGAGGCCACUCCAAGCAGACUGGAGGCAAGAUCGUUUUGGGAUUGAGAAAUGCCACUCUCUACAUCCAGUCAGCCCGGAGCUAUGAUGAGGGAGUGUAUGUGUGCGAGGCCUCCAACGCUCUGGGCCACAGCCGCAACACAGCAAUGCUGAGAGUUGCUGUGAGUCCCAUCAUAGUGACCUUCGUAGGUCAGGUGAGCUGCAGGAUCGGGGCUUCAGCGGUCUUGCCCUGCAGGGCUGUAGGUAUUCUGCCCAUCACCUAUACCUGGACCAGGGGCAGAGAAGAGAGACAGUCCCCCAUCAGCCUCAACGAAGACAGACACAUUGAUGAAAAUGGAAGUCUUCACAUUUCCAGUGUGCAGUAUUCUGAUGUAGGGGAAUAUUACUGUACUGCUGAGAAUCGAGCAGGACGACAUCAGAGACGCAGCAUGCUCGCUGUUACAGCUGAACAUCGUCCAGCUGAUAGAGGCAAGCAGACAAGACUGGUUUUGUCUGCUAGCACCAUCACGAGCAAAGACUUGCCUGCUUCCCAAUCCAGAGACUCUUUGGCUGAGCCACACCUUGGGACAACACACCAUCCACAUGUACAGACACAGCAUGAGGAGGCCACGUGUUCCUUAUCACACUGUGAUGCUACAACAAACAGAGCCACCACACUGUCUAUAUUUUCAAGAGGAGCAGUGGCUGAGCUCAAGAUGCCUACGCUACGAUCACUCGGCCAUCUUUUAAAGCACCGCCUGAAUCAGCCAACGACCAAUCCAACCCAGCCGUUAGUCACACAGAUGCAGCCUCCAAUGUUGCCACCUCCUCCACAUCCAAACUUCCAGUCAGUAGAUCUCCACUCCCAACCGCCAUUGACUAGUGAUCCUCUUUUGAUUUCAAAUAGUGAGCCACCAGUAACACACAGUCAGACAUCAGUAGUCACUAGGGGAGUUUUGAGUACAACCCUUCAGGAUAUACUCACUGAAAGUCAAUCCCAUUUGGCAUUAACAUCAUCACGUACACAAUUUCAGCAUAAAGUCAGUGACGGAUUGUUGGUAGAGCCUGAUUCUCAGGGCUCUAAUAUCCGUGCUGUGUCUCUAGCCAGUCGACUCAUAGAGCCCUUCACUGAGACGUCAAGCGCUCCAAUGGAUAGACCCUUUGGCUUUCUUAAGUUAGAUUUGUAUUCGCCGACUCCAACACAGAGUCUAGCAACCCAAACUAAGACGAGCCAGUCUAGUUCAAUCACCCAGUUGUCUGCUUUUCAAGCUGAACUGCACCAAACUCAAACUCACCAGCUGGUUACAAAAAGUACAAUUUACCAAUCCGUCCGUGAGCCAACCUCAACCCAGAUUUCUCAGACCAAAUUCGAUCACCAAGGUCAACGUCUACACCUGGACACACACCUGCAGCCUUCACCAACUCUCUCACAAAUAUCUCAAUCUGAUCCUAAACAGACAUUCACUCAAAGUCUUCUUCCGAAGUUCCAUCUUGAGCUAUCGACAAACCCACAUCAUCUGCCUUCCACACAACUUCCACCGUCUUUAGUUAUAAAGCCUCAACAAUCCCAAAUUUACAGUGAACCUUCGCCCGCCCUACCUAAACCAGCUAAAACCAUGUCUACACUUCCUCGAUCAUCUCCAACACAACAUCCACUGCUCCACUCACAAGCUUAUCCACCUCAGACAGAAACCUUUCCACCCCAGAACAGAAACCCUCUUAAAAUCCAGCCUUCAAUCUCAACCGCCCAUCAGACCUCCGAUCCUUCAAAGCUGGGCCCUGACAUUCCUGUUGUCCAUCAGGUCAAUAUGUCUGAUAAGGUACAGCUAAAUACUAGCCAGAAAGGUGACCCAGGUCAGGAAGCUAAAUCAGCCAAUGACACGGAGCUUACAGAGUGGCUGAAGAGGAACACCUCCCAAUCACCUAUGACCAGCAAUGAUCAAAGAGUAACGCAGCAGUCUCCGUCAUGGUUGCCCAUGCUGGAGAAACAUGACAUUCCCAUUGUGGUGGGAGUGGGUGUAUCUCUGGCCUUCAUCUUCAUCACUGUUACCUUCUAUUCAGUGGUCCAGAAGAACGAAUCUGCACCAACAAGCCGAGCAGCUCCGAGGAACGUAGACAUUCCCAUACGACAAACUGAAUGUCGAGCUGCAGGACGUACGUAUGAAAACAGAGCUUUUGAAGACGAUGAUUGCAUGGCAGUGAUUGAGCAGAGCCCCAACACAUCAGACACCAAAGCCCGACCUCCAGGGCCGAGCCUGGUCACGGUGCAGAUGGAGCCUACAUUUGAGGAUCUUCAGGAGGACACACAGCUGGCUCUGGACAAUCAUUUAGUCACCGUAGAGACUUAUCCUGAGCCCAUUCUUGACACAAAGAUUGAUCCCGCUCUGGAGGAUGAGAAGGGCUGCAGUUUGUCGCAGCCCAGCAUCCAGCUGCAGUGUGCUGAGGACUGGACCAGUAACAGAGAAGACAACCGCUGCAGCCCAUGCCAGGACGCGUUGCCUCCCCCGUCAUCCUUACCCUCUCGAUCGCCUUCCCCCUCUCCACCAUCCAGACGUGAGGAGGGUCUGCGCUCCUCUUUAACCCUGCAAAGUGCAGAGGCAUUUGUAGCACCCAUCCACCACAGCCUCAGCAUCUCGCAUGGCAACCCUCCCAUGCUCCUUUCUCACCACGUCUCCUUGGGCCUCACUACCGUGGCGGUAGAUGUUCAUUUUUACCCAGCAGCCACUGCUUCAACGGCAGUAGGCACGAGCACCCAUAUCAGUUCAGUCUCUAAUUCCACUUCAGUGGCUGCACCUCUGUUCAGUCCUCCGGUAGUUAACCGUCAGGAGAAUGACCAAUCCACUGCCAGAUUUCAUCAGAGUAAGUAG